This is a messenger RNA of Lathyrus sativus (Indian pea), 1749 nucleotides long. Lineage: Eukaryota; Viridiplantae; Streptophyta; Magnoliopsida; Fabales; Fabaceae. The record is from the annotation of a GenBank genome assembly.
AUGGCUGGUGAUUCUCAAAGAUAUUCUCCCGAGGGUCCCAAGGAUGGUUUUCGAUGGUACUUUUCUAGAAAGGAGAUUGAAGAAAACUCACCGUCGAAACUAGAUGGCGUCGAUUUGAAGAAAGAAGCAUACCUACGAAAAUCAUAUUGUUCGUUUCUACAGGAUUUAGGAAUGAGACUUAAAGUACCUCAGGUAACUAUUGCGUCUGCCAUAAUUUUUUGCCAUCGAUUCUUUCUUCGGCAGUCCCAUGCAAAGAAUGACCGAAAGAUCAUUGCUACAGUUUGCAUGUUUCUUGCUGGGAAGGUUGAAGAAACUCCCCGCCCUCUAAAAGAUGUUAUUAUUGUUUCAUAUGAAAUUAUACACAAGAAGGAUCCUGCAGCUGUUCAGAGGAUCAAACAAAAGGAAGUGUAUGAACUGCAGAAGGAAUUAGUUUUACUUGCAGAGAGGGUUGUUCUUGCAACUCUUGGUUUUGAUUUUAAUAUGCAACAUCCCUACAAACCUCUUGUUGAGGCAAUAAAGAAAUUCAAAGUUGCUCAGCAUGCCCUUGCUCAAGUUGCAUGGAAUUUUGUUAAUGAUGGACUAAGGACAUCUCUUUGCCUGCAAUUUAAUCCCCAUCACAUUGCUGCUGGAGCCAUAUUCCUUGCUGCAAAGUUCCUCAAGGUGAAGCUCCCAUCAGAUGGGGAUAAAGUUUGGUGGCAAGAGUUUGAUGUCACUCCUCGCCAGUUGGAGGAAGUUAGUAAUCAAAUGUUGGAGCUAUAUGAACAAAAUCGAACAGCGCCAUCCAAUAAUACUGUUGAAGGACCUGCAGGAGGUGGCAAUCAGGGAACUGCAAAACCUCCAACAAUCAAUGAUCAAACCGCAACCGCAAACAGUAAUUUGCAUACCAGAGCCUCAAGUACCAGACAUGAAACGUCAAAACCUACAAUAUCUAAAAAUGUUAUUGAUCCGUCUGCUAAUCAUGUUUCUGCAAGAGGUCAUGGUAAACAUGGGGAUUAUGGGACCACAGAAAUGACAGACAUGGCAGAAGUUGAUGCCAAAUGCAAUAAACAUCCAGACCAGAAACUUGCACCAUACAAAGAGAACUUUCCGGAAGCUCAGGAGACGGGGGGAUCACAAUCAGGUUCAGAGAAAGACUUAGAAACCAAUGGUCAGAGAAGUGACCUAAAUCACAGAGAUGCCGCAUUUGCCCGCCCCCCACAGGAAGUCAUUAAAAAAAUUGAUAGAUACAAGGUAAAAGCUGCCUUAGAGAAGCGAAAGCAAGCAGCUAUAGCAGCUAAUCAUAUAACUAAAAAAACCGAGUUAAUGGAUGAAGAUGAUCUGAUUGAGAGAGCAAUCGAAGAUGGAGUUGAAUUGGCUUCUCAGAAUAAGAAGAAUCAACUGGAUAAGUUUGAAAGCUUGUCUAUGCCCUUAAACAAAUCAGAUUAUGAGAAUAUGCAGCAUGGAAAGCAACAAGAUCACGCAGACGAUGAUCUUCAAGGGCUGAAGGGCAUGCCACCAUGUGAAACAGAUCGAACUGCCGAAGAAGGGGAGCUUUUUACACUUAAUGACAUUAACCUUGGGGUUCAAUUACCCAAGUCAAGCAACAAGAGAAAAGCAAGGACCUCUCCUGACAGAGUGAAGGAAGGGAAAAAACUGCAUGGUUACAGUGCGGAACCUCCCCACCAUAGCCGCUUUGAUUAUAUAGAAAAUCGAAACAAGUUAUACCAACCCGGACAUUCUGAGAGGGACAGCAAUUGGCGUGUACAGUAA